GGAUUAGUAAGGAGAUGAGGGAUUUGGAGGAGCUGUUCUCGAAGUUGAACCCGAUGGCUGAAGAGUUCGUGCCGACCUCGAUCAUGGAUCGGAGUUACUGCGGCGAAAACGGGGGAAGGGUCGCUAGGGUUUACCUCAAGGGAACAAGGGAUUCUUGGGGUUUUGCUAGAAAGAAGAAGGGCAGGCUUGAUAAUCAAGGGAAGAGAAGGGCUAACAACAGAACUAGUAUGGCACAGAGAGAGGAUGUGAUCAGGAGGACUGUUUAUGUCUCUGACAUUGAUCAUCAGGUUACAGAAGAACAUCUUGCAGCUCUCUUCAUCAACUGUGGGCAGGUUGUUGAUUGUCGUGUGUGUGGUGACCCGAAAUCUGUUCUUCGCUUUGCUUUUAUAGAGUUUACUGAUGAGGAAGGUGCACGGGCUGCUUUAAGUCUGUCAGGAACUAUGCUUGGAUUCUACCCAGUAAAAGUGACGCCUUCUAAAACUGCAAUUGCACCAGUCAACCCAACAUUCUUGCCAAGGUCUGAUGAUGAACGUGAGAUGUGCGUUCGGACUGUUUACUGCACGAACAUUGAUAAGAAGGUUACUCAAGCAGAGCUGAAACUCUUUUUUGAAUCGAUAUGUGGAGAGGUUUAUCGCAUGAGAGUGCUGGGAGACUACCGCCAUCACACUUGCAUUGCAUUUGUUGAAUUUGUAAUGGCUGAUAGUGCAACUGCUGCUCUCAAUUGUAGUGGGGUGGUGGUAGGAUCUUUGCCGAUAAGGGUAAGUCCCUCAAAGACUCCAGUGCGACCUCGUGUACCUCGCCCGCAAAUACAUUGAACCUUUGCAGACUCAUGAAUCGGCUGAUAGAACCGCCGGACCUACAUGCAUAUAACCCCAUCAAGUAAAUGUUUUUGAUAUAGUUAGUUAUGCUGCAGCAUUUUCCUACAGGUCUUCGUAGUUUUUCUUAGCAUAUCGAUAUUACAGGAUUUAUAUCUAUUUAUAGUAAGCUUCCGGAGUGGAAUCUCCUAAACUCGAAAGCGAAUGAUGAUUUUGUAGAAAUUGUUCUGAUGGUAUGGGAAGUGGUCUACAAGGGCUGAAACUGAGUUUAUUUGUCUC
Messenger RNA from Asparagus officinalis (garden asparagus), 1094 nucleotides. RefSeq names its product polyadenylate-binding protein-interacting protein 11-like. The coding region runs from base 15 to 815 and encodes 266 amino acids. Gene Ontology annotation, molecular function: RNA binding. The transcript is spliced from 10 exons. Lineage: Eukaryota; Viridiplantae; Streptophyta; Magnoliopsida; Asparagales; Asparagaceae. The record is from RefSeq and is a predicted model, not a curated record.